Messenger RNA from Mercurialis annua (annual mercury), 3582 nucleotides. RefSeq names its product NAD kinase 2, chloroplastic. The record is from RefSeq and is a predicted model, not a curated record. Gene Ontology annotation, biological process: NADP+ biosynthetic process; NAD+ metabolic process. The transcript is spliced from 8 exons. NCBI's taxonomy places the organism in Eukaryota, Viridiplantae, Streptophyta, Magnoliopsida, Malpighiales, Euphorbiaceae. Gene Ontology annotation, molecular function: NAD+ kinase activity. The coding region runs from base 229 to 3330 and encodes 1033 amino acids.
AAAAAAAGAAAGAAAAUAACCAAAUGCUGAAAAUGAGGCAAAAGAACAAGCACCACUAAUUGUAAUAUCCCCUACUAAGUACGAUUCUUUAGUAACAAUAAUUCUAAGUUGUAACGCUAACAAUAACAACUCGACAUUCCACCACUCGCCAAUUUCCCACCACAAUCACUUUCUCGUCAUCCAAACACACCCUUCUGUUUUUGUUUCCGUUAAAAUUUUAAUCCCCACAUGGUGGCAUGUCUUUUCUUAUGCCACGUGUCCCUCGUCGACAACAUGAACCGGUUAUCUUCCGUCACCGGGAUAUUGCCCUGUUUGUGCUCUUGCAGUAAGCUUAGUAGAGAAGCUAAUAAUAAGCUGGUGGGUUUUGGGUUUAGUUUUCAGUUGCAGAGAAAGAAGAAUCUUAAGUUUGUUGUCAGUGCUGAGCUGUCAAGAGCUUUUUCCAAUAAUUUUGAUUUGGAUUCUCAGAUUGUCCAGUCUCAUGAUCAAUCACAGUUGCCUUGGAUUGGUCCAGUUCCUGGUGAUAUUGCUGAACUUGAGGCCUAUUGUAGAAUUUUUAGAACAGCUGAACGGCUUCAUGCUGCAUUGAUGGACACAUUAUGUAAUCCCAUAACUGGGGAAUGUAGUGUUUCAUAUGACUUUACUGCUGAGGAAAAACCGAUUUUGGAAGAUAAAAUAGUUUCCGUGCUCGGUUGUAUGUUGUCACUUUUGAAUAAAGGAAGAGAGGAUGUUCUUUCCGGUAGAUACUCGCUAAUGAAUUCUUUUCCUGCUACGGAUGGUCUUUCUGGAAGAUACUCGCUAAUGAAUUCUUUUCCUGUUAUGGAUGUAAGCAUGAUGGAUGAUAAGCUUCCACCACUUGCUAUUUUUAGGAGUGAGAUGAAAAGGUGUUGUGAGAGUUUGCAUGUUGCUCUUGAAAACUAUUUGACAUCUGAUGAUGACCGAAGCUUGGCUGUGUGGAGGAAACUGCAGAGGUUGAAGAAUGUCUGUUAUGAUUCUGGAUUUCCCCGUCAUGAUGAUUACCCUUGUCAUACACUGUUUGCUAACUGGAGUCCUGUUUAUUUGUUCACAUCUAAAGAAGAUGUGGCAUCCAAAAAUUCCGAAGUAGCGUUUUGGAAAGGAGGUCAGGUUACAGAUGAAGGUUUGAAUUGGUUAUUGAAUAAAGGAUUCAAGACUAUCAUAGAUCUGAGAGAAGAAACCAUAAAGGAUAACUUUUAUCAAGAGGCCGUGGAUAUUGCUAUUUUGUCCGGAAAACUUGAAUUGAUUAAAAUUCCUGUUGAAGCUAGAACGGCACCUUCAGUGGACCAGGUUGUGAAGUUUGCAUCUCUAGUUUCAGAUUGCAGCAAAAAGCCCAUCUAUCUUCACAGUAAGGAAGGAGCAUGGAGAACUUCUGCAAUGAUCUCCAGAUGGAGGCAGUAUAUGACACGUAGUGCAUCUCAGCUUAUUGUUUCAAGUGAAUCAAGCGAUAUGGUACUACAGGAAACAGAUGAAACCAGAGAUAUCCAGGCAUCAUCUAUAAACAAGAGGUCCCUCCUGGAGCAGACAAACGGAUCACUGGAAUUGGCUUUAGAUAAAGUUCGAGGUUCAAAUGGAGUAUCUCAUGAUGUUGUCUCUCCACUUAAGGAGGAAAGAGGCCAAAGCAAUGAUGGGGUCUAUAAUGCCCCCGUGUCUUCAGUUUCCGGUACAACAUCUCUAGAAACAGUUGAUAGCGAGGAAGGAUCUUCAGCAAACUUCUGCAGGGAAAUUGACCCUCUUGGGGCUCAAAGUCCUCCUAGUAAUAUUUUCUCCAAAGCUGAUAUGUCCAGAUUCUUUAAGACUAAAAGAAUCUCACCUCCCUCUUACUCUAAAUAUAAGUUAAGUAAGUUUAAAAAGCCGCCUGUUUCAAAAGAUAAAUAUACUGGAAUGGUUCAAGCGAGUGAGAUUGUGGACAUUGUUCCCAAGUCACUGCUGACAGAAGGAAAAAAAUCCAAUGGAUCAGCUAGUGAUGAAAAUAUAUCUCCAAAAUUUAAGAGUUCAUCUCUUGAUGGUCAGAAGCAUCUCAAAAGUGGUAGUUUUACAUCUGUUCCUUCAGUUUCAAAUGCAUUUGGUGAAGUAGAUAGAAAUUAUGUCCCUAAAACUAAUGCAAGUGGCAGCUUAAAUCAGCAUGUUAAAUCUGCAAAUGUCAGAGAGGCUCGUGCGGGAAGUGGAGCAGCCUCCUUAAGCUUACGCGAUGAUGAAUUGGGUACAAUUGAAGGAGACAUGUGUGCUUCUGCAACUGGUGUUGUAAGACUGCAGUCAAGAAGGAAAGCAGAAAUGUUCUUAGUGCGAACAGAUGGAUUUUCUUGUACAAGAGAAAAGGUUACUGAAUCUUCCCUGGCCUUCACUCAUCCUAGUACACAGCAACAGAUGCUUAUGUGGAAAACAACGCCAAAAACUGUAUUAUUGUUGAAAAAGCUGGGGCAAGAACUUAUGGAAGAAGCUAAAGAGGUUGCCUCUUUCCUGUAUCACCAAGAGAAAAUGAAUGUUAUUGUUGAACCUGAUGUUCAUGACAUAUUUGCUAGAAUCCCAGGAUUUGGAUUUGUUCAGACCUUUUACAGUCAAGACACCAGUGAUCUUCAUGAGAGGAUUGAUUUUGUUGCAUGUUUAGGAGGAGAUGGGGUUAUACUCCAUGCAUCAAAUUUAUUUAGAGAUGCGGUUCCCCCUGUUGUUUCCUUUAAUCUUGGAUCUCUUGGAUUUCUAACUUCCCAUAGUUUUGAGGAAUAUAAGCAGGACCUAAGGCAGGUCAUCCAUGGGAAUAGCACAGUGGAUGGUGUUUAUAUAACUCUUAGAAUGCGCCUCCGUUGUGAAAUCUUCCGCAAUGGUAAAGCAGUGCCUGGGAAAGUGUUUGAUGUCCUAAAUGAGAUGGUUGUUGACCGGGGUUCUAAUCCAUAUCUUUCUAAGAUCGAGUGUUAUGAACAUGACCGGCUUAUAACCAAGGUACAAGGUGACGGAAUCAUAGUGGCCACACCUACAGGCAGUACUGCUUACUCUACAGCUGCUGGAGGUUCCAUGGUGCAUCCAAAUGUUCCUUGCAUGCUAUUUACCCCAAUCUGUCCUCACUCCCUUUCAUUCAGGCCAGUCAUACUUCCAGAUUCUGCGAGGCUUGAACUAAAGAUUCCAGAUGAUGCUCGAAGUAAUGCAUGGGUUUCUUUCGAUGGGAAGAGAAGGCAGCAACUUUCAAGGGGGCAUUCCAUCCGAAUAUCCAUGAGCCAGCACCCAUUGCCAACAGUCAACAAAUGUGAUCAAACAGGUGAUUGGUUCAGGAGUUUGAUUCGUUGUUUGAACUGGAACGAAAGGUUAGAUCAGAAGGCUCUAUAAAGGUUUUGAUACUGAAGACAAGCCUGCGCCAUUUUCAUUUCAGGAUAGAGGUUUGUGUAAAUUUGUGUACAUAAUGUAAACUAAAAUUACCACAGAAAAUCUUACUGAGUAAACAUAAUUUAUUAUAACUAAGUCAUAACCUUGGCUCCCAAGUGAAGUUAGGGUAUGCCAAUAUUUUUCCUCCUACUAAGCAUUAGAUAUUGUAUAACAUAUAGUCAAUAAUUGUUGAUAAUAAAAUAUACUUAUAUUGCA